This is a messenger RNA of Stegodyphus dumicola, 611 nucleotides long. RefSeq lists its product as uncharacterized. The record is from RefSeq and is a predicted model, not a curated record. Lineage: Eukaryota; Metazoa; Arthropoda; Arachnida; Araneae; Eresidae.
CACUUGUGCUCCACUUGUGGUCUUGGCUCCUCAAUGAUUUCUGUGUCCACCAAAGAAUUGAAGCGGACUCCUCUUCUGAAACAUGUGGAUUUUUCCCACAACAGCAUCGAAUUUGUGGAUGGAUAUGCCUUUCCCGCUAAUAUGACAGAAUUGGCAAAGAUCAUUCUCUUAAACAAUCACAUCAGUCGCGUUUACAAAAACGCAUUUUCAAACUUGCUUAAGCUCAACCAUUUGGAUUUGUCCAGAAACAAGCUCACUUCCAUAAGCAGAAAAAUACUUCAUUCAAGAGAUAUUUCACUGAAUACUAUCGAUUUGAGGAAAGGUUUUGGUCUGCAACUGCACGUUGAAUUGGAUUACCAGCCGUUUGAGCAAAUCUACUAAACUCAUUGGCCAAUGCAUUGCUCCUAGAGAAGCUGAGUUCGAAGACUUGAAAUCUACAUUAUCAACGAUUACACGUCCGUGCAAAUGAUAAAGCAAGAACUAUCAAUGUAUCUUACAGUAUCCAGAGUAUCUUACAGUAAUCUUUAUAUAUGUUUAUGCAUUGGACUUAAAGAGUACUGUAUCCACUAAAUAAACUAGCUCGUACUAAAAAUAAAUUUCUGUUUACUCUA